AUGACGCCACUGACCUCGCGUGUCUCGGGGACGCAAUUGCCCGCGUCCAUAGGGUUUAACGAAGCCGAAGGAUUCCGCUGUACGUCCUAUGCGCGCUACGAUCUUCGCCUGGUGGUUGCGCCAUACCUUUCGAAAUUGGAGUCUGCCAAGGAUAACGGUGUGGCAGCAGCAGCCGCAAGACAAGAGUCAGGAGACGCCAUGCGACUCAAGAGGUCACUCGAGUCGUUCGCUGCAAGAAGGCCUGCACCACUUGAAACCUGGGCUGACCGCAACUUCGCGAUUGAAACGCUUCUACGUUGUAAAAAGAUGAGUAUGCUUAUCGCUGGAAAUGCCCCCACUGGAUCAAACCCCCAGCAGGAAAGCCCCAAGGCCAUGCGUGCGAUCACGGUGCGAUCACGGGGAUCCCGGUCCCCUGUCCCCGAGGGUCCGGGCAGCGGUUUGCUAGAGAAUCCUAGUGGUCUUUUAGUCAAUCUAGGCCCGAUGGGUACUUGGUUCGGCAGUGAUCGGCGGGCUUGAUUACAGGUG
This is a messenger RNA of Aplosporella prunicola CBS 121167, 525 nucleotides long. RefSeq lists its product as uncharacterized. The coding region runs from base 1 to 516 and encodes 171 amino acids. The record is from RefSeq and is a predicted model, not a curated record. The transcript is spliced from 4 exons. NCBI's taxonomy places the organism in Eukaryota, Fungi, Ascomycota, Dothideomycetes, Botryosphaeriales, Aplosporellaceae.